Messenger RNA from Coniophora puteana RWD-64-598 SS2, 684 nucleotides. RefSeq lists its product as uncharacterized. Gene Ontology annotation, molecular function: GTP binding. The coding region runs from base 1 to 684 and encodes 227 amino acids. The transcript has a single exon. The record is from RefSeq and is a predicted model, not a curated record. Lineage: Eukaryota; Fungi; Basidiomycota; Agaricomycetes; Boletales; Coniophoraceae.
AUGCGCCCUUUCGGACGUGAAUUUCACCCAGAUCCAUCCUCAGCCUGCCUCGGCGGCCUCACCGCUCCGGAGAUAUGUCAGCAGAGCUACGUUCACGCCCAGGGCGCAGUACAGUACAGCCAUCUUGCCGGAUCCCUAGCGAAACCUUCGGCCACUGGAGGAGCAGCCCCCCACGCACCAAAUAUCAUUAUCUUCGGCGAAUCUGGGGUCGGAAAGAGCUCUCUUGUGAACAUGCUUUCCGAAGGUGCAGUGGAACCAGCCGCAGUCUCGAACCAAGCCCUCGGGUGUACAUUCGAGACGCAGCGCUACAGGGUCACCCUUGACAAUCGGGAGUACAUCCUGUGGGAUACCGCGGGGCUUAACGAGGGCUCCAAGGGCACAGUGUCCGAAGAGAAGGCUUGCGAGAAGUUAGUGGAGCUUCUUCAGCAGCUCAAGGGCGGCGUCAACCUACUUGUGUACGUCCUGCGCGGGAACCGGUUCCGCGGCAUCGUCAAGAUCAACUACGAGAUCUUCCAACGCGUCAUAUGUCAGAGGAAGGUUCCGAUUGUCCUCGUUGUGACGGGCUUGGAGAACGAGAGCCCGAUGGAGAAAUGGUGGGUGGAGAAUGAGGAAGACCUGCAGUUAAAUGGACUGCACUUUUUUCGGGCCACGCGUGCGUCACGACGACGAAGGGAAAGAAGAUGA